CAUCACUUUCUUCAGCGCUAGUGGAGAAAGAUGUCUUCACCAAAAGGGCCCGAAGAAGCGUCUGACUUACCUUGCGAUGGAGCUUUUGAGGAAGUAAACAAGUACAUUAAAGGUGUCUACGACAUUCUGAAACAGGAGGCGAAUAAAGUUCACAAAGAAAGGGAAGCGUUUGAAGAGGUGGCAAAGAAGCUUGAACAUGUCCACUUCUCGAAGAUGCUGAAACUUAAUGUUGGCGGCCACCUUUUCUCGACAAGUUUGUCGACCAUGAAUAAAGAUCCAGGUUCCAUGUUACAUGCCAUGUUUUCUGGAAGGUUUGACACAAAACCUGACGAGGAUGGAACCUACUUCAUUGAUCGAGAUGGAACCCACUUCCGGUACAUCCUGAAUUAUCUGCGCACGGGGGAGCUUGUCGUCCCCGAUGAUAAGACUAUUCGUCAUGAACUGCUGAUUGAGGCCAAAUUUUAUCAAGUGGAAGGAAUAAUAAAAGUGCUGACACCAAAACUCUUCCAGGAUUCAGUGAUUCUGUCGUUCGAUCAACGCCAGACUUUGUCGAACUGGUGUAAAGACGCUACAGAUAUCACCAACGCCAGAGACAAAUUGUUAUACCGAGCCUCUCGUGAUGGCUGGGCUGCCUCCAACUUUCACUCCUUUUGCGACAACAAAGGGCCAACAGUCACGGUGAUAAAGAGCGGAAAUUACACAUUUGGAGGAUAUUCUGAAGAACAGUGGGAUGGCUCUUCAGGGUAUAAAAGAGCGCAAAACUCGUUCCUAUUCAGUCUCGUCAACCCAAGUGGUCUGUCACCAACAAAAAUGUCCUUGAGAGCUGGACAGGAAGGGCAUUCUAUCUGGUGCAACGGUGCUUUUGGCCCAGUAUUUGGAGGUGGCGGUGGCUGUGAUCUCGUCAUUUCUAAUGGAUCAAACUCCAAGAAUAAUGCUGUUAACCUCAACAACGCAUAUCAGUGUCCAUCAGGACAGAAUGAAAACACGUUUCUUACAGGAAAUCAAAACUUUCUUGUGACUGAACUGGAAGUUUUUGGAUUCAACAAUUAAAAGCGUUUGUUAUUAAGUGACUGGAGCAGAUACUAUUGUUAACGGCCUUUACUUUUCCGUGUUAUGUACUUGAAAACCAAUCCAUGUGGGUUAAAAAUAACAUUUCAAUCCUUAGUUAUAACGAAGUAACAGGUUUUCCGCUUUAAUAAGUUACUUAUUUGUACUUUUUUGACAACUGUGAUUAUGAUGAGUUCAGUGUAGGCACCGUCAUUACAUUACGUUUGUUAAAAUGUCUUGCACUGUACCAAAGACAUCGUAAAAGUACUACAAGAAGACUGUUACGAUUUAUAGAUAGACAUCGUAGGGGAAUAACUUUCCCUUUUGUUGUAUUUAUUUGGGAUUUUGGAUAUUCUAAUGAAUCGAAUUCACGGUAACUAAUUUUAUCUCUGGGUAACGCGAGGAUUUUCAUCCUUUUUAUCUUUGUCUUAUCUGAGUUUAGCUCUGGUAGUUAUACUGGUCACGAUGCAAUCUUGUAUGUAAAGCAGUAAAGAGAGCAUUAAGGAAAUACA
Molecule: messenger RNA, 1559 nt
Organism: Pocillopora damicornis (cauliflower coral)
Lineage: Eukaryota; Metazoa; Cnidaria; Anthozoa; Scleractinia; Pocilloporidae
Biological process (GO): protein homooligomerization
Molecular function (GO): protein binding
Source: RefSeq, a predicted model, not a curated record